Messenger RNA from Aspergillus ibericus CBS 121593, 1838 nucleotides. RefSeq lists its product as uncharacterized. The transcript is spliced from 2 exons. The record is from RefSeq and is a predicted model, not a curated record. Bases 413 to 1750 code for a protein of 445 amino acids. NCBI's taxonomy places the organism in Eukaryota, Fungi, Ascomycota, Eurotiomycetes, Eurotiales, Aspergillaceae.
GCCCAAUGACGACCGGUUCUCACCUCAGCCAACACAUCAAGGUCCAACUCCACUCCAGAUGAAACAUGGCACCUGGAGUGACUGAGUCACUUGCUUUUUCUAACCGUACGGCACUCGAGGUUUUUAUGAGGCAAAAGCAAACCCACCUUGAUGUGUUGCGGCGUGAUUGGCCGGGGGCGUCGACGAUGGUUGAACAGCUCAUAAGGUAUGAACUGGGGUCUCAAUGCAUACUAUUGACGUAUACCAGCUGCUAUAUCCUGCGAGUGCCCCCCUGAAUAUUGCAGUUGGUUGUAUUUGCAAUCGUGCCUGUUUGACCGUUUCCCCUCCUUCUGGAGCUUUUUGCGAUCUGUUGGUAUUUCUAUUCCACAAGUUCUGUCGAGUUGAGGGAGAGCAGAGGUAAACGAUAGACACAAUGGUCGUCAACGGCAGCAACAUGUCAGCGAGGUAUGCGCCGAAGCCGGAAUUUGACGAUGAGGUCGAGGAGUAUGAGCAGCCGGAGCUGUCACCAUACGAUACUCGCCUCGUCAUCGUCUUGAUGGGUCCUGGCGAGCGCAAAUACUCCAUCCCGGAAUACUACCUCAAGCAGUCCCCUGUGUUCGCAGACAUCCUCAGCACAUACCCUAACUUCAUCACCCGGACGACUCCCUGCAUCGCACUGCCCGACAUCGACGACGACAUCACCCACACCAUCGUGCACUACCUCCACACCGGCGCCUACCAAACUCUCCGACAAGGCGGCGACUGGACGAAGACAGAGUACCGUCGGAGCGUGCUCGCCUACUCGGCGGCGUCCAAGUACGAACUCCGGGGUCUGCUGACCCUCGCGAAGAAGUACAUGCAGAAGCUCGACAAGGAUCUGUCCAUAUUCGAUGUCUUGAGUGUCGCCAGGAAGGCCUUCGGGAAGAUCCCUGAUUAUGAUCAGUGGUUCUUCAGCACUUAUGUCAAGAGCCGCUUGGCAGCCGCCUUCGACGAGGACGAGGAUUUGUUCGAGAGCCCGCGAUUCCAGUAUCUCCUUGGCGCGGAGCCAGGCUUCGUCACUUGCUUGGUGCAGGCAAUGGUGGCAAUCUAUGAGGCCAAGUUAUCCGAGCUGAAGCAGUUCCCGAGGAUAAAUGGUGUCCAUGACGGCGAGGGAGAGGGGAUGAAUGGUGAUGAUGACAGCGGAUACCCUACCAGUCCCGGACGAGGAUAUAACAAGGCAGUGAUUUUCAUCGAGGAGACCCUGUCUGACCGACCGCCAUCAGAGGGUCCUAUUUCCGAGGGAUAUCCUGAAUCGGUCCCUGACGACACGGGCCCGAUGGAGGCCUUCCCCGCGUUGACCGACGACGUCUACGUUCCUGAGACACAUACAGAGGAGAGGUAUGCCCCAGCUGACGAGCCGAUCGCUGAAGAGUCCUUUCCAGAGACCCAGGCUCAGGAUCAGGCUCAGGAUCAGACUCACCCACAAGAACCGGAGAAUCCGCCGGCGACUGAUCGCUGGACUACAUGGCGGGGGUGGGGGAGCAAAGACCGGGACUGGUUCAGGGAGGUGCACGAGUCGCCUGCCCCUGAGAAGCCUGCUCCAGAGGCACGCGUGGAGGAAGCUGUUCCCGAGUACUCGGAGAUCCAACGUACAAUGACUGAAGAGACAGGGACCGAAAGCGUCCCCGCCGACACGGGGAAGAAGCUGGGGAAGAAGAGCCGGAAGAAGAAGAUGCGGGCGCUGUUUUCUUCCGCAGAGGAGCCCAAGGCGGAGCCACAGGCCGCAUACUGACGAGAUAUUGAGCGCACUUAGAAAGACUGUACAAAAGGGUGGUAUGUAUGUAAUUUGAGAAGAGCUUAGUUGCUUCACAUUUAAUGCG